Molecule: messenger RNA, 2161 nt
Organism: Spea bombifrons (plains spadefoot toad)
Lineage: Eukaryota; Metazoa; Chordata; Amphibia; Anura; Pelobatidae
Gene: GNL1
Product: G protein nucleolar 1 (putative)
Exons: 13
Coding region: 177-2030 (617 amino acids)
Molecular function (GO): GTP binding; GTPase activity
Source: RefSeq, a predicted model, not a curated record
CACUUGAGUUGGAACGCAGACCGGGGCCCUCCUCAGCUCCCAGGGCUGACAGAGGGUGCCUUAUAAGCGACAUCUCAGCGCGUGACUGGAAUCUCCUCGGUUGCUAUCGGCAACUGCGGUGGGAGAACUGGAUCGCCGACGUCUCUGAACGUAUCCGUGGGUCGCCGGGCGCAAAAAUGCCUCGCAAGAAGCCGUUUAGCAAUAAACAGAAGAAGAGACAGCUGCAGGACAAGAGAGAGAGGAAGAGGGGGCCGAAUGAGGCCGGGCGGUCCGAGUCCAACAGCCGGAGUCAGAGCAGAGAGCGCGGCGAGGAGAAUACGGAUACAUCAGACAGUGAAAACAUCAGACCUCAAGUCAGACGCAUCAAUCAACAACCCCACGUCCUCAGACCUGGAGAGAAAGGAUAUGACCCAAACAGGUACAGACUUCAGUUUGAGAGAGAGAGCAAAGAUGAAAUUGAGCGAAGAAAGAAAAUCGCUCAAGAAAAGAUUCUGCAGUCUGUCCCGGAGACUGAGCUAGAAAUAGACAUUGAUGAAAUCUACAGACCGGGGUCUGUGCUGGAUUUUCCCAAGAGACCGGCCUGGAGCUAUCAGAUGAGCAAGGAACAGGUACAAACGCAAGAAGAAAAGGCUUUCAAGGACUACCUGCUGAAGAUCUAUGAGAAACACAGCCCCCAGGAGCUGAGCUACUUCGACCACAACCUGGAGACAUGGCGCCAGCUCUGGAGGGUCCUAGAGAUGUCAGACAUUGUGCUGCUGAUAACAGACAUCCGCCACCCGGUGCUGCACUUCUCCCCGGCCCUCUAUGACUACGUGACUCAGGAUUUGGGAAGGUCCCUGAUUCUUGUCCUCAAUAAGACUGAUCUGUGUCCCCCGCCACUGGUGGCCGCCUGGAAGCAUUACUUUCAGACCAAGUUCCCACAAGUUCACGUCGUCUGUUUCACCUCUUACCCCCGGCACCCCGAGGAUGAGCAGGACCCGUCUGCAGUUUUCAAGAAGCGCAGGAAGAGACGCCGUUUGUGGAGCAGCGCCCUUGGCCCCAAACAGCUCCUGAGAGCCUGCGAGGUUAUCACGGCCGGGAAAGUGGACCUCACAAGCUGGAGAGAGAAAAUCGAGAGAGACUCGUCGGCGCUGUGUAACCCGGCAAGCGAAGACGGGGAGAAUGUGGACAAGGACCACGAUAUCGGGGAUGCCGUUAUCUGUCAGCAGAUCUCAGAUGCAGAGCUGGGGACGCCCAGCCGAGAGCUGUACAAAGAUGGGGUCCUGAGCAUCGGCUGUCUGGGGUUCCCCAAUGUGGGUAAAUCGUCUCUCAUUAACGGCCUCGUCGGCAGGAAGAUUGUCAGCGUUUCACGGACCCCGGGCCACACCAAGUACUUCCAAACGUAUUUCCUGACGCCCACCGUGCGUCUCUGCGACUGCCCGGGACUCAUCUUCCCGUCUCUGGUGGACAGGCAGCACCAGCUUCUGGCCGGCAUCUACCCCAUUGCUCAGAUUCAAGAGCCGUAUACCUCCGUCGGGUACCUUGCGUGCCGAAUACCCGUCCCCCAGCUUCUAAAGCUUUCCCACCCUGAUGCGACAAAGAGCGGCUGGACUGCCUGGAUCAUAUGUGAAGCCUGGGCAGAUAAGCGAGGCUAUAAGACGGCAAAGGCAUCUCGCAGCGACACAUACCGGGCUGCCAACAGCCUCCUGCGCCUUGCCGUGGAUGGACGGCUCUGCUUGUGUAUGAGACCCCCGGGCUACUCGCAGCAGAAGGAGGCCUGGGAGCAGCAUCCAGACACUCAGGAGAUGGUAGCCCAUUCUCAGGCUCAAGGCCACCCCAACAGUGACUCCGACUCAGGUGGGGAGGAAGACGAGGAGGAUGAGGAAGAGGAAAUCUCCAGUUCUGGCGAGGAGACAGAAGAGAGGGACCGUGAUGCUGACGAGGAAGAAGAUGAAGAAGAGGUCCCAACACAGUCUACCGUCAAGAAGGUGGUCAAAACCAAGAUGGUGGACACAAAUCCAUAUGCCCUCUUGGGGGAAGAUGAGUGUUAGGUUUGGCACGGACGAGGAAUAAUCCUAUGGGGUCUGUAUUGUGUGCCCAUUGUUAUGGACCCCUUUGCUUAUUCUGUUUAUUGAAUUCAUUAGUAAAGCUAAGCUCAGUUCAAAAUGGCUGACAUUCCAAA